Messenger RNA from Baudoinia panamericana UAMH 10762, 1647 nucleotides. RefSeq lists its product as uncharacterized. Bases 1 to 1647 code for a protein of 548 amino acids. The record is from RefSeq and is a predicted model, not a curated record. NCBI's taxonomy places the organism in Eukaryota, Fungi, Ascomycota, Dothideomycetes, Mycosphaerellales, Teratosphaeriaceae. The transcript is spliced from 5 exons.
AUGUGGCGCUCAAUCGCUCCUCUCCUUACCCUCCUCUCCUCCCUUCUCAUCCCAGCUCAAGCACACCUAGGACCGCCAGGCCCGCCGUGGUCUUACUUCCCCACCAACAAGUACGCGGCCGGCGCAUCGGCCUGUUCAGCCAUCGCACAGAGCUUCCGUUACCAGAAUGUCACGGUCAACUUCGCGCAUUACGUGCCCGCAGGCACAAACAUUUCACUGGAGCAGACGGGCGCGCUCGCAACAUGCGCUCGUCCCUUCCAAGUCGCACCGGUGGAUGUAUGCCGUGUAGCCAUGUUCGUGGCGACCAGCAAUCGCAGUAACAUUACGCUUGAGGCGUGGUUGCCGACGGACUGGAACGGUCGGUUCUUGAGUACGGGGAAUGGAGGCUUGAGUGGGUGUAUCCAGUACGAGGACAUUGCCUAUGGGACCAGCUUUGGCUUCGCUACCGUUGGAGCCAACAAUGGGCAUAACGGGACCAGCGGCGCGGCCUUCUACAUGAACGCGGAUGUGGUCGCAGACUUCGCCUACCGCAGCGUGCAUACUGGUGUCGUUGUCGGCAAGGCGAUCUCGAAUCAGUAUUACCGCCAGCAGUACUCCAAGAGCUACUACCUGGGUUGCUCUACGGGUGGCAGACAAGGAUUCAAAGAAGCGCAGGACUUCCCCGAAGACUUUGACGGAAUUGUCGCCGGCGCACCAGCUGUUGGAUUCAACAAUCUCAGCUCUUGGUCUGGACACUUCCUUCUGAUCACCGGCACACCCAACGCCUCUACCUUCCUCAAUCCCGCACAAUGGGCGCUUGUUCAUCGGGACAUCCUCUCCCAGUGCGAUGCCAUAGACAAUGCCGUGGACGGCAUUGUCGAAGACCCUCUGCUGUGCCACUACGACCCGAUAACGUUACUCUGCCCGCCCGGCAACACCACGAACUGCCUGACAUCCGCCCAGGUCCAAACAGUCGCCGCAGUCUUCGCUCCAUACUAUGGCGUCAACGGCACCCUUAUCUUCCCAGGCAUGAACGUGGGAUCGGAACUGUCAGACGCCUUCAUCUACUACAAUGGCCAACCGUUCCCAUACACAUCAGAUUGGAUUCGCUAUGCUAUCCUCAACGACCCCACCUGGAGUCCGUUUAACUUGACCGCUCAGCUGGCCGCGUAUGCACAUGCAGUCAAUCCAUCCGACAUCGAGACGUGGAAGGGUGAUUUGUCCGCCUACAAGAAUAAGGGAGGCAAGAUUUUACACUACCACGGCCAAGCAGAUUCCAUCAUCACUUCGUCCAACUCGCCGCGCUACUAUGACAACGUUGCUACAUCCAUGUCCCUCCCGCCAGCGUCGCUCGACUCAUUCUACCGCUUCUUCAGAAUCAGCGGGAUGGAUCAUUGUGCCGGCGGAGUUGGUGCCUGGCAGAUAGGCCAGACGACGGCAGGAUCUGCAAACACGACGUUGGAUCCUCAGCAUAACAUCCUGCUGAGGAUGGUUGACUGGGUUGAGAAUGGGAAUGCCCCUGACACUGUGACUGGGACGAAGUUUGUUAAUGACACGGCAAGCUUGGGUGUGAGCUUCGUGCGCAAUCACUGCCGGUAUCCGCUCCGCAAUGUAUGCGUGGAUCCGGCGAACUACCAGAACCCGGCGGCGUGGAAGUGUGUGCUUUGA